Hydractinia symbiolongicarpus is the source of this 963-nucleotide messenger RNA. Its product is annotated as ras-related and estrogen-regulated growth inhibitor-like. The coding region runs from base 195 to 875 and encodes 226 amino acids. Gene Ontology annotation, molecular function: GTPase activity; GTP binding. NCBI's taxonomy places the organism in Eukaryota, Metazoa, Cnidaria, Hydrozoa, Anthoathecata, Hydractiniidae. The record is from RefSeq and is a predicted model, not a curated record. The transcript has 4 exons.
GUGCAGUUGUUUCAACUGGAAACUAACCUACGAACAAACAAAGCGAUAAUGUUCGCUAUAAUGUUUGUUUUUCUACAAAAACAACAAACUUUAACUAAAUAACCUCCAUUUUAUAAUUUUUGGAGUACUGAGAAAAUGAAAAAAAACUUGAUCAGGGUUGUUAUGCAAGAAACUAAAAUUGAAACAGAAUCACUAUGGGAGACUCACACGAGGGUAAAGCCAUGCAUCCAUUAUUAGAUAAAAUAUACGGAAAAGUGUUUCCACGUGCGGAAAAGUCAAUACGAAUCGUCGUUCUUGGUUCACCAGGAGUGGGGAAAACGGCGCUGAUCAUAAGAUGUUUGACAAACCAAUUCUUCAACAAUUACGUACCAGGAAAGGAAACUGCUUACAGAUACACUACGUCGAUAGGACCAAAGAAGAUUAAUUUUGAAAUAAUGGACUCCAAUGGAAAGAAUAACGCACUAAUCAGUUAUGCGGACGCAGUUGUACUCGUAUAUUCCACCACUGACAGAAAAAGUUAUGAACAUGUGAAAAACCUAAUCGAGAGCGUACGAAAGUUAAACUUAAACUCAAUACCUAUCGCAGUAAUUGCAAACAAAAUCGAUCAAAGUAAAAAACGUGUUGUCACAAAACAAGAUGGCGAAUCUCUGUCUACUAUCCACAAGGUUAAAGUUUUUGAACGUUCAGCGGCAAUCCCUACAGAAGACAUGAAUAGCGUGUUUACAGAGAUGUAUAAACUUGUGCAACUUACUAAAAAGACACGUCGGGACAGUGACCCAGCGUUAUUUGACCCUGCUUCAAAAAUGGCGCUAAAAUCGAUACGCAGGCGAUCUUCAUCACUAGACUCCAAUGAAUUUAUAAAACUUGUGUUGUGAAUAUUUUUUGUAUAUGACAUGUAUAUUUUACUAACUUUAUAACAAUAAUUAUUAUUUGCUUUUAUAAAGAGAAUCUCAAAGAUCAUCA